Messenger RNA from Columba livia (rock pigeon), 3735 nucleotides. It is a transcript of the gene LAYN, whose product is annotated as layilin. The record is from RefSeq and is a predicted model, not a curated record. NCBI's taxonomy places the organism in Eukaryota, Metazoa, Chordata, Aves, Columbiformes, Columbidae. The coding region runs from base 1059 to 2195 and encodes 378 amino acids. The transcript is spliced from 11 exons. Gene Ontology annotation, molecular function: hyaluronic acid binding. Gene Ontology annotation, biological process: cilium assembly.
AGUUACUAGGCAGUGUAGUUAGCUGAUUGCCAAAAGUACCAAUCACUAGCCACACAGCCAGGUAAAAAGGCUUGGAAGAUAUCUCAAUGGAGAUCAGAGGCACCAGAAUUUGAACAGCAGGCAGCCAGACUAACCUCUUUGCAGAAGCAUCUAAUAGACAGGCAAGCCAGUGAAAUAAUCCAGGGAAAUAUACUGGAUUGCCCCUCACACGUGCAAGACACAUCAGUGCCUUUGUCAAGCCAGUUUAACUGCACCCUACUGCGUGAUACACUUCAUUCUCAACUGGUUUGCAUACAGGACACUAAAAAACAUUAGAACAAUUUGCAAGGGUUUUUUGUUCCCAAAAUUUGCAGACAUCAGCUCCCAUUCUGCUGGUGCUCAUCUCGGCCUUACACUUGUCUAAGGCCACUGUUUUCACAUGUACCUCCAUUCACUCUUGUUGCAUAAAUAAAAUUGAGGCCUGUGAUGGCGGCUAUUUCCUGUUCACAGAGGGGCCCAAGGCUAGGCUUGGGUGAGAACAGCCUGAAGACACUUGAAAUGAGAUGUACAAUGUGGUCAGCCCUCUGGUCUUCCACAUUUACGGUGACAGGCACUGUGUCUGUUACUGUGCAGCUGGGGCUCCCCUGCCUGGACCCAGCCAUACAAGAGCAGGUGGGACAAGGCUCUGAGUAACCGAAUCUAAUUGAAGAUGCCCCUGCCCAUUACAGGAGGGUUGGACUGAAUGACCUUUUAAGUUCCGUUCCAACCCACACUAUUCUAUGAUUCUAUGAUGCAGCCCCAUGCAGCGCCAUGGGGACAGAGCCAGGGGAGCGCCCGAUGGCUCCCAAUGGACCCCUUGUCUUUGCUUGCUCAAGCCCAAACAAUGUGGCCUUCGCUCAGACCUUCUGGACCUCAGUCAUGCUCCCGCCACCGCUCGAGUCCCGUCUAGGCCCUGCCACCCUACAACAGAGCAACACUGCUCCCCAGGCCUCACAACUUCCUAGAAAAAGUGAGAAAAAGAGUGAGAAAGAGAAAAUCUUGGAAGCCCAAAGCAUGGAGAAACGUAAAGUAAAAGAAAAAUGUCUUCAGCAGGCCAGGAGAAGAGAAGAAAUGCUAGCUCUGCUGAGGAAACAGAGAGAAAAACGGAUUGCACCAUGGACAUGUCCCUCCGAAGAGGACAGACGGUUUGCCGGGGCGGAACACAGCGACCGUGCUACAAAAUAGUCUAUUUCCAUGACCCUUCGCGCAGGACCAGCUAUGAAGAAGCGCACCUCGCCUGCAGAGCCGACGGCGGACACCUAGUCAGUAUUGAGACAGAAGCAGAGCAAAGACUGAUCGAAAAACUGAUUGAGAGUCUCUUGGCUUCUGAUGGAGAUUUUUGGAUAGGGCUUAGGAGGAAAAAGGAGGAGGUGGAGAAUGGUACGGAGUGUCAGAACCUCUACUCCUGGUCAGACGGCAGCGCCUACAAGUUCCGGAACUGGUAUGUAGAUGAGCCAUCCUGUGGGAGUGAAAUCUGCGUUGUGAUGUACCACCAGCCAUCUGCCCCACCAGGUGUCGGAGGUCCCUACAUGUUUCAAUGGAAUGAUGACAGAUGCAAUAUGAAAAAUAACUUCAUUUGCAAAUAUGCCCUCGAGAAGCCAACGAAUGCUCCAAUGGAGAAUUCUCAAAGAGAUGAUGCAACAGAGCCCUUGAAUCCAGUGUUCCCAGAAGAACGCCGUAAGAAAGAUGCUAAUGUAACAGUUGUAGAGGCCAAAGAACCUGUUCAAAGCUUUGGCUACAUCCUUAUUCCCAGCAUUCCUGUGCUGCUUCUCCUGACAGUCAUUACAGUCGUCUUCUGGUUUUGGCUUUUUGUGAAGAGGAGACAGGAACAAAUAGACGCAAGCCCAAAGGAGGAAGACGGAUGGCUGUCUAACCCCAGGAGGAACAGCCCAAAUUUGGACAUUUACAAAGUAAUCAAGAAGCAAUCAGAAGCAGAUCUGGCUGGAACCAGGCCUGCCACUAAGAACUCUUCCUUCCGUACCCAAGAAGAUAAGGUGCUUGACAGCCUCUCCAGGGAUUAUGGUAACACAGCAAUGAGUACACCAACUCAUGGCUUUGUGACGUUGGCCAAGACUGAAAGUGGCUUUGUGACCAAUGAUAUCUAUGAGCUGUGUGGAGAUCAUGUGGGGAGGAGCAAGGAAUCAGCCUGGGUGGAGAAUGAGAUUUAUGGAUAUUAAAGAAAUGGACCAAAACACCUGGAAUAUGGAUGACAAAGUGAACAUCAAUGCAAGUCAACCUGCCCUUCCUAUGCACUCCUUUUAAUCAUAGUACCUGUGAUGUUUAUCCCGGUUUUGCAUUAUCCCUAUAUUCUUCAUUUUUUAUAAAGACUGUGGGUUUUCAAAGAUCCAAACUGCAAAGAAUGUGUAUGUUUUGCUUUGCAUCAAGCCCCUUGUUGCCCCAGGAACGGCUUGUUAACAGUAUUGAUUCUUUUUUGUACUCCAAAGAUUUGGUCAUGAGACGUGAUCAGAUCAGUGUUUGUCUCACCAUUAUAAGGACUCAACAACCUUCAUGGGAGCUUGGAGCAAAUUCCUGUGCAAGGUCUCUGCUCGGUCACAUUUGUCAGUGCAGCGAAGUGGAACAGGAGUUUGGUUAAAAACUCAAAUUCACUUUGACUUGAAUAUGCUCAGGGCAAAAUCCCAUGUGCUGCUGGAUAUGGUGUUGCUUUAGCUGAAUUCCAUUGUAAAAUUAGCUUACAGGAUGCUGGAGGUACCUGCAAUGGCCCAGGCUUUCAGAAAAGAAUAGCGAGGGAAUUCGAAUUUAUCAAAUAAGCCCAUGAUCUGGUCGCAUAAGGGACUACUUUCUGCAAAAUGUUUGAUGUUAGUACUGAGAUCUGCAAAAUUGAAAAUACAUUUACAAAUACAAGAUUCGCCCCACUGAAAUGAAUAAUGACAAUCCAUUCUUGCCCUUCCCAGCUCCUUCAGGCUGUUGAUGGACAACGCAGCAUUGUUUCACACUUUCUGCUCUUUAAACACGUUUGUCCUUACUUGAACACAUUGGUGCUAAAUGGAAGUUCGGAGUCUGGAGCACAAGUUCUGCAGCACAUGGGAGAUUCUAAGGCAAAGUCAGUGGCCACUAAAUACUGAUAGCAGUGGUGUGGCCUCUGCAUUUCUUAUUUUUGUACAGAGCUUUGGUGUUUCGUGUGUGUUUUUUUUCCCUUUGGCAGACACUAAGCGUCUUCUAGGCAUUGAAAAACAGGAAAUGAGAGGAAGAAGCUCAAGCCAGAUGUUGGAGCUUAGGUGUGUAGGCAUGUAAAGCCAUAUUUUGGCUACUAAGUGUGUGCUCUGGUCUUUUGAGCUGCUGGCCUGUUGAACUCAAAGUCAGCUCCAUAUGCUCAGGAUCUCUGGAAGUUAUUAGAAGGCGAGGUGAUUUAUAAUCUCUGACAUCUCUGUUUUAGUAGAGCAUCUCAGCUGUGGUAUUAGCUACCAGAACAUUGACCACAAGAGGGUAUGUGUGUUCUACAGUUGGACUCAUUCAGCCAGCUGCUGAAAACAGCCUGGAAGAGCGCCUGUGUACCAGCGUGUGUGAGCAGUGCUUGAAUCCCUUUCCUUGAAGCAUGGCAAAAGCUAUCGAUGGCCGUUAAAGGCUGCUGUACAAACAAUGUUCUUGUGUUUGCAGCUCUUUUAGCAGCAUUAUUAAGAAAUUUUUGGUAAUCUGAACUUUCAGGUCAAAAAUGGCUUUGUGGCGUGCAGCACAAUAAAGUUUCUUUUACCAUACCAA